Molecule: messenger RNA, 3671 nt
Organism: Zootoca vivipara (common lizard)
Lineage: Eukaryota; Metazoa; Chordata; Lepidosauria; Squamata; Lacertidae
Gene: EIF2B5
Product: eukaryotic translation initiation factor 2B subunit epsilon
Cellular component (GO): eukaryotic translation initiation factor 2B complex
Molecular function (GO): guanyl-nucleotide exchange factor activity; translation initiation factor binding; translation initiation factor activity
Source: RefSeq, a predicted model, not a curated record
CCCACACGCCGCGAGCGAGAGCGAGGCGUGAUGGCGGCCCGCGUCGGCGUUUCCUCCUCCGGGAAGCGUGGAGCCGGGUCCGGGGGCUCCCGGGGAGCCGAACCCCAAGAAGAGCCGCCGCCGCCUCUCCAGGCCGUGCUGGUCGCCGACAGUUUCAAUCGCCGUUUCUGCCCCGUCUCCAAGGACCGUCCCCGGGCUCUGAUUCCAUUGGCAAAUGUAGCCAUGAUAGAUUACACCCUGGAAUUCCUAACUGCAACCGGAGUGGAGGAAACCUUCGUCUUCUGCUGCUGGAAGUCAGCAGAGAUCAAGGAACAUUUGCUGAAAUCUAAGUGGUGCCGUCCAGCCUCUCCAAAUACUGUACGGUUUGUGACUUCAGACCUCUACCGCUCACUUGGUGAUGUGCUGAGGGAUGUUGAUGCCAAGUCACUCGUUCGCUCUGACUUCAUCCUUGUCUCUGGAGAUGUGGUGUCCAAUAUUAACGUUUCCACAGCUUUGCAGGAGCACAGGCUACGGCGGAAGCUGGAGAAGAACGUGUCCGUGAUGACAAUGAUUUUCAAGGAAUCCACACCAGGUCACCGUUCCAGGUGCCAAGAGGAUGACGUCAUCCUUGCCAUGGACAGCGCGACGAAGCAAGUGCUGCACUACCAGAGACCUCAAGGGCUGAAACGCUUCCGGUUCCCUACGAGCCUGUUCCAGGGCAAUGUUGAAGAAGUACAAAUACGACAUGAUUUGUUGGACUGCCACAUCAGCAUCUGCUCUCCACAGGUGGCAGAGUUAUUCACGGAUAACUUUGAUUAUCAAACUCGGGAUGACUUGGUGCGUGGGCUUCUAGUGAACGAAGAAGUCCUGGGCAACCAGAUCCAUAUGCAUGUAACAUCCGAAGAGUAUGGCGCCCCUGUGUCCAACUUGCUGAUGUACGAGUCUGUGUCCUUUGACGUCCUGCAGCGCUGGGUUUACCCGUUGACUCCGGAGAUGAACUUCACCGACGACAAGACACAGAGUUGCACGCAUUCGCGGCACAACAUCUACCGGGGGGCGGGGGUGAGCCUGGGCCACGACAGUGUCUUGGAAGAGAACGUCCUCAUUGGGCAAGGAACAUCUGUUGGCAGGAAAUGCUCCAUAACCAACAGCGUUAUUGGCCCCAACUGCAAAAUAGGGGAUGAGGUCAUUUUGGACAGGGCGUUCCUGUGGAACGGCGUCCGUGUAGGGGACCAUGUACGAAUCCAACAGUCUAUAGUUUGCGAUGAGGCCGAAGUGAAGAAGGGGGUAACCUUGAAUCCUCGCUGCGUCCUCACUUCCCAGGUGGUGGUGGGCCCUGACAUGGCCCUCAAAGAAGGCACCGUCAUCUCUCUGCAUCCCACGGACGAAGAGGAGGAGGAUGACGACCAGUUCAGUGAUGAUUCGGGUGUGAACAAAGAAGAGAGCAACGUGAAGCUAAAAGGCUUCAAUAUAGCAGACGUUGGUUCAGAGGGGAGAGGCUAUCUCUGGAAAGCAGAUGAUGAGAAUGAUGUAGACCAAGUGGAGCAAAGGCACAGUCUUUGGGGUCCCAUUUUAAACGCAGAAGAAGAAAGUGAGUCAGAAAGUGAAAUGAGCCUGGGGUCUGAAGGAGCAGACAGCCGGACAGCUUCUCCUCUGUUGGAUGAUAUUAAAGUUUUCCAGAAUGAGGUGCUGGGUACCCUGCAGAGGGGCGAAGAGGAAAACAUCUCCUGUGACAACCUGGUUCUGGAGAUCAACUCUCUCAAAUAUGCCUAUAAUAUUGGCCUGAAAGAGGUGAUGGAGGUGCUCAGCAAAGUGGUUCUGGAGUUCCCACUGCAGCAGCUGAAUGCGGAAAAGGACCCUCAACAAUACUGCACGCUGGUAGUCCCUUUGCUGAAGAACUGGGCUCCAGUCUUCAAGAACUACAUAAAGCGGGCGUCAGAUCACUUGGAUGCCUUGCACGCUAUCGAGGAGUUCUUCCUGGAGCAUGAAAACCUAUGCAUGUCCAUGGCCAAAGUCUUGAUGACUUUCUACCAGCUGGAAAUCUUGGCAGAAGAGAUGAUUCUCUCCUGGUUUUCUCAACGGGACACAACGGAUAAAGGCAGGCAGCUUCGUAAAAACCAGCGGCUUCAGAAGUUUAUCCAGUGGCUAGAGGAGGCCGAAGAGGAGUCGUCCGAAGAGGAGCAGAACUGACCUGGCAGCCUCUCUCAGAAAGAGAUGCCCCCUCGCCCUGCUUCCAAGAGGGAGAGGGCCGCAGUGCCAGACUUUGCCUGGCGAAGUGGCGGAGCGAGCAAGAGCAAGACCCGGUGCAUGGCGUGUACGUGGGGGACCUGAAAAUCAAAGCUGACUGACAAUCCCAUUGCUGUUUAUGUACUUAGCAUCUACCCCUGAAAAGGCACCGCACGCAGGACAAUGAGAGAGCAGUCAGAAGGAAAAGCUAGAGCUGUGUAAAGUUAAAAGAUUUUUCUGAGACAUAUAUGUGUGAGGGUGCGUGUAUGUAUGUGUGUAUACAAACACACAAACAUGUAUGUGUAUACACACAAACAUCUAUGGUGCUGUAUAAGGAAGCUGUCCACUGGGACGGGGGCUUUGCUGCUGCUGGAGGUGGUGACAGAGGCAGAUUUCCAUGUCAGCCUUAUCCCUUGGGGGCUUUGAGCCACUUCGGAUUUGCGUAGAAGGCAGUCCCGUAAGACCAAAUUCCCCAGGAGCCCCUGACUUUGCUGCACGUGCUGCACUUGCAGCGGGUGUCCCUCUAGUUUCCUUGAUGGGGACAGCUGGUAAAGCAACAUGAGGCAGGAAGAGAGUUCAGCAGCCCAAAGUCAGGGCUGAUACCUGAAGCCUCUGCUGCAGAUGGAGGUGGAGCUGUUCCUGGAUCCGGGUGAGAUUCAGAAGAGAGGUGGCUUGGCUUCCUUUUUAGCUUGGAGGUCAACUUGGCAACGCAGCCUUUGCCAGAAUCACGGAGCCUUUUCUGUUUCAACUUCUGUUCAUACAAAACGGGGAAACGUUCACCUACCUCACCAGGAGUUCAUUCAUAAAUGAAAAAUCUGUAGCAAGCAAGUGCUGUUCUUACGCCCCUGAUAGUGGGGGCCUUUUGUCUGCGUCAAGCCUGCUUACUGACCAAUCUUAACCCUUUGGAUCUGGAACAGCAGAUCCACGCCCAGCUGCAGUGGAACAGAUGUGCUUGGUAUCUUACCAAGACGCUGCUGGAGUCUGUCCUCUGCAGCUUUUGACAAAGGUCGCUUCAGAACCCUUUGGGAGUUCUGUUUUGGCCCCUGGGGACACUCACUCGGCAUAGAUGCAAGUUAGGUCAACCACACAUGCUCCACAUAAUUCUAGAGAUUUUCCAGCCAUGCUUUAUAUAGGGCAUAACCAAGAUGGUUCCUUCUAGAUGUUGUGGGACUAGAACUCCCAUCAGCCCCAGCCACCGUGACCAGUGAUCAAGGAUGAUGGGAGUUGCAGUCAAAGCGGCAUCUGGAGAGGGCUGCAUUGGCUAGCCCUGUUUUAUAUAAGAAGCACUUACGUUUCCUCUUAAAUGCUGACAUCAGAAGGCCUGUGGUUCUGGGUUUGGCAUAGGAGUGUGUGGUAGCACGUUCUCCCUGCCCUGGCACCAUUCUCAUAAUUCACAGAGUCCUCAAGCAGCCACCUUCUCUUGAGUUGCAGGUCAGCAUCCAUCCUUCUGCUAAAAGGGAACGGGA